Amborella trichopoda is the source of this 3777-nucleotide messenger RNA. RefSeq lists its product as uncharacterized. Lineage: Eukaryota; Viridiplantae; Streptophyta; Magnoliopsida; Amborellales; Amborellaceae. The record is from RefSeq and is a predicted model, not a curated record.
AAACCCGAAUCUGUCUUGCAAGAAACCCUAAUCUGUGUAUAAAGCCACUGGUUUUCUUUCCCUUCUUCAGUUUACUUUCACUUUGGCUCUUGAAACUGUGAUAUCUUCUCUUUUUUUGUGACGAGCUGAGAUCCAUUUCAUUCAAAAUCCUAGCCCUAACAGUGCUUUUCUUACAAUCCUGAACCAUUCUUUUGAAGGGCAACUGGUUUUCUUUUUGAGAUUUGAUUGCCAUUUCUGGUGGCCUGCAACUUUUUUUUGCUCAAAAAACUCUAGUGUCAAUUCUUAAAGCACAGAGAACCAUUUUUCAAAUACUCAUCUUUAUCUAUUCAAUCAACAAUUUGGUAAGCUAACAUCCAUUCUUCCCAAAUACUGACUAGCAAUCCGAGAUUUGUUAAGUUUGAAGAUCUCAAACCCUAGUGACCUUGUUUUCUUGUGGGGUAGUUCAGCCGUAGGAAUAACCCUAGUGACCUUUGUAGGUAUAGGAAUCAUUGUUUUCCAGCGUCCCUGAAAGGCUAAUUUGAGGUGAAAUUUCAAUAAUGGAAACCUUGUCAAACUUCCACGGGAUGGAUUUCCAUAGCCUUUCAAGGAAGGAGCUUCAGGCGUUGUGCAAGGCGCAUUGCAUUAAGGCGAACAUGAGCAAUGUAGCCAUGGCUGAUGCUCUGAAAGAACUUGGAGAUUUUGAAGGAUCAAAAGUCCAACUAAGCGAGGACUGUUCAGAGUCAUGCCUGAUGGAAAAUGUUGAAAUGACCCCAGCAAUUGGUCAGAGGACUUCAACAAGAAUUUCAAGUAGGAGAAGGAUGAAUGUAAAAGAAGAAGAACCCGUCCUUUCAUUGCCUAGGAGGAGUUGCAGAGGCAGGAAGAAAGAAACAGAACAAAAAGAGGUUGCUAAUUCCUUGAGUAUUUGUUCUGAUCUUCAGUUGAAGAUGAAGAUUGAAGGAACAACUAAUUUAAGUGAAUCAGAAAAUGCCCAAUUUCCGGCACAAAACUUAAAUGAAGAAUCAACAAAUACAUUUGUGUCUGAAAAUGUGGGCGAAAUCUCCUUGGAUAGUGGGGGAAGAACUUCAACUAGAGCUUCAACCAGGAGGAGAAGGAUGGGUGGCAAACAGGAAGAUUUAUGCCUAUCUUUGCCAAGGCGCAGUUGCAGAGGGAGGAAGAAAGAGAUGGAUGAAUCCAUGGACGUCGCUGAUUCUUCCAGCAUUUGCUCUGUUCCCUUGAAGAUGCAGAGUCCAAUACCACAAAUGCUUGAAAAGGUCUGUCUUACUACAUCAAGAAGAUACAAUCGGAGAGUUCAAGAGGAUAAGAAAAUCCAGACAACUGAGACCGAACACAAGGAAAUGAACAGCUCUCCAGAAUCUGGCAUCUCCUAUGAAAGAACAAAUUAUCGUCAAUUGGAAAAAUUGUUGCACACUGGCAGGAAAAGCACACUUAGAGGUUGGAAUCAGAAAAUUGUUGUAGAGGAAAACUGUAGCAGAGAUCCAAAUGAAGGAGAUGCUGUUGCUCAUGCUUACUCCGAUAAAACAGUUGCCGAGGCAUCGAUAACUGAUGAUAAUACUGACUUUGUGGUUCCUUUUGAAGUUGAAACAACUGGUAUCACAGGGGAUGAGAAAUGUGGCGAAGACCCAAGUGAAGAAGUUAACUGUUCAAUGCAUAUGGCAUCUGGGAACUCUGUUCAAGUUGGAGAAACUGAGAUAACUGAAGAGGAGACUUUACAGCCAGAAAAUCUUGGCACUGAGGAUGAAAAGUGUAGCAUAGUCCCUGUAGCUCAUGCUUAUUCUGAUCAGACAGUUGCAGACACGUCAAUAAUUGAUGAUAAUGCUGACUUUGGGGUUACUGUAGGAGUUGAAAAAACUGGAAUCACUGAGGAUGAGAAAUGUGGUGAAGACCCAAGUGAAGAAGAAGUUAACAGUCCUAUGCAUAUGGCAUCUUGGAACUCUCUUCAAGUUGGAGAGACUGAGAUAACUGAGGAGGAGACUUUACAGCCAGAAAACCCUGGCACUGAAGAUGAAAAGUGUAGCAUACACCCUGUUGAAGGCAUUAAGAGUUAUUUGGAUAUGGCUUCUGGCCACUUUGAUCAAGUUGCUGAGAUAAUGAUAACUGAUAAUAGAGAUACAUUGGCUCCUACUAAUGUUUCUAGAGAGAUUCUGGCGAUUGACAAGGCUUUCAGGCAACCAGAAACUGGGGCCAUGGAGGAUGAGAAGUGUAGUAUAGACCCAAUCGAAGGAGUUAACACUUAUUUGGAUAGGGCAUCCAACUCUUCGGUACAAGUUGGGGAGAUUGUGAUCACUAAUGACAGUGCCUUUGGGGAUGAUAUGUGUAUUAUCAACCCAACUGGCAGAGUUGAUAAUUCUUUGGAUGUAGCAUCUGAGUCCUUCGUUCAAGUUGGAGAGAUGGUGAUAACUGAUGAUAAUGAUACUGUUUGUCCUACUAAACAUUCUGGUGAGAUUCCAGCAAUCGAUGAAACAUUCCAGCAGCUAGAAACUGGUUUCACUGAAGAUGAGAAGUAUUUGAAAGACCGAACUGGAGUUGAGAGUUCUUUGGACAUGACAUCUAACUCCAAGGAUCAUGUUGGAAAGGUGGUGGUGAUAACUGAAAACGGUUACCUCGAAUCCAUGGAGUCUUUGGCAAUUGGGGAGAUCUCAAAGAAGCCGGAAGUUGAGUACAUUGAGGAUGAAAAGUGUAUUAAAGAUGCAAAUGUAGGAGUUCAAAUGGCUUUGGAAGUUGGAGGGGCAUUGAUUACUAAUGCAGAUGCUAGUGAGUUUUCGACAACUGGAGAGACUUUCAAGCAGCCAGAAACUGACGAGAGCAUUGAGAAUGAAAAGAGCAAUGAACACCCAAGGGAAAGAAAUGAAAGUUCUUUGGAAAUGGCUCUGGCGGACUAUGAUGAACAAGCUGUAGAGCAAAAGAUUUCCAGCAGAGAGCUUGAAAAUGAAUGUAAUGAAAAUGCUUCUUCCUUGAAUUUAGAGUCUUCUGAUUAUGAUUAUGGUAAAGAGACUGUUGAUUCAAGAGAUAAAGAUUUCAGAGACCAAGAUAACGAAUCUUUGAAAAUGGUUUCUGGUUAUGACAUUGCAAAGAUGAAUGAUGAUGUUGUUGUUGUUGUUGAAGAAUUAAAUAUGGGUGCUGGUGGGUUUAUCAGCAAAAUUCCCAGCGAGUUUCCAAUGGUCAAUGAAACUUCUCUGCAACCUGAUACAUGUGAUUUAGAAAGAGAAAACAUGACCAACCCCACUCACAUUUUGGCCAAUGGAAAUGUUUUCGAACCUCGCCAAAUCAAAGACAAUGCAUUCUCCAGCAAAUUACUUGAGGGCAAAGAGAAUCCAUCAGAGAGUUUGGAUGAAAACCAACAGCUUAAAAAUAAGUGCAAUGAGGGUAGUGAUCGGAAGACAAUGGCUAGAAGUGUUGGGAGAACAGAAGAGGACAAGGAUAAUAGAGAGAGAAAGGAGUCGAAGGAUUUGACAGGGAAGAGUCUAAGGAAGCUUCGUGCUUUAUUGAAGGAAACGAUCAAGUUAAAGAAGGAAAGAGCUCCCUUGAAAGAGUUAUUGGAAAAUUGUUAGCAUGACAAAGAAAAGAUUGUGCCAGCCAGAAACAGAUGAAGGACAGAGCUCCCUUGCAAGUGAUAUCUGAAAACCGUCUUGCUUGAUAGUGGAGAAUCGAGUGAUAUUUGAAAACGUCUUCACUAUGUGUAAUUGGAUUUUAUCUGAUUGGAUUUUUGGUAUGUAAUGCAGAUGAAGGACAUAGCUCCCUUGCAAGUGAUAUCUGAAAACCGUCUUGCUUGAUAGUGAA